Cornus florida is the source of this 731-nucleotide messenger RNA. RefSeq lists its product as uncharacterized. The transcript is spliced from 5 exons. Gene Ontology annotation, biological process: intracellular transport; protein secretion. The coding region runs from base 266 to 478 and encodes 70 amino acids. The record is from RefSeq and is a predicted model, not a curated record. Lineage: Eukaryota; Viridiplantae; Streptophyta; Magnoliopsida; Cornales; Cornaceae.
CCUAUGUUUUAGACAUAAAGUACCUUAAAACGUUUGAGUAAAGGAAAUCCCAACUGUGUCCCGAUUCCCCCCAUUCCUCUGUACAGUGCAUACGACGUGGCAACGAUCGUUAAAUUCGCUGGCUGAAGAAACCCUGAAGAAGAUCGGCUAAAAUUGUUGGGGUUUCUUCUUUUCUUCCUUGGUUAAGCUUCAACGAUUCGCCAGAUCUUCCCUUUCUAGGAAGAAGGGGAUAUAAAAAAGCAGUCAAUACAGGGAGAACCAAAACAUGUCGGCACUCUUCAACUUCAAUUCAUUUCUUACUGUGGUGCUGUUAGGGAUUUGUACCUGCACUUUCUUAAAGAUGCAAUUUCCUGCACUUCUUGAACAGAAAACUGGGUUUCGAGGUUUCUUUUGGAAGGCUGCUAGAAUAGGUGAGCGUUUGAGCCCUUGGGUAGCUGUAGGAUGCUUCACAAUGGGUGUGUCAGUAACCUUUUUCUGAGAAAGAGAUGUUUGUUUAUAUAAAAGUAAACCCAACAGCAUGUUAUCAGAUGGCUUGUGUGAUAAAAGGUUAUUUGUUUACUGUUCUCAUCUUGGAAGCCUCUACUGGUAGUGUUGAGUGAAUUUGUUUACUGGUGACAACUUUAGUACAAAUACAGUUAGUCUGAAUUUGUUUGCUAUGAUUGUAAAAGAUGUUUCUGACUUGCUGAGCAAUUUUUUUAACACAUGUGCCUAAAUUAUUGGUUGUGAAUUCA